AUUUCUGGGAAAAGGAGCGUCUCCUCACCAGCAGCAGAGCCCAGACCACAGUGCCCCAAGUCCGUGUGACAGACGCAGAACCCGGAGGCAACGCGGAGGUAGCGUAACUGAGUGUCUCUGUGGAGUUGCGUUUAGACCUCAAAGAGUCAUGGCAGCGGGGAGAAUGCGCUCAACCCGCAGACUGCGCUCUUGGAUCGUAGAGCAGGUCAGCAGUGGGAAGUACCCGGGGCUGGUGUGGGAUGACGAUGCCAAAACCAUGUUCCGCAUCCCAUGGAAACAUGCAGGCAAACAGGACUUUCGCAAGGACGAGGACGCUGCUAUCUUCAAGGCGUGGGCAGAGUUUAAAGGGAAGUUGACGGACGGGGUGCAGGACAAUCCGGCCUCCUGGAAGACCCGUCUGCGCUGCGCCCUCAACAAGAGUCCAGAGUUCAAGGAGGUGAAUGACCGAGCUCAGUUGGACAUCUCAGAGCCCUACAAGGUCUAUCGCCUCGUCCCCAUCAGCGAACAGGGUUUGGUGGUUCCUGAGAAGAAAUGCAAAGAAAAAAACACCAGGAGGUCAAAAAGGAGGAGAAGUGAAUCGCAGAGCGACGACGUCAAUCACAUCAAGCAGAUUAAAACUGAAGACGUCACAUCGCAGCUGUGCGAGAGUCUCAGUGAAGACGCUCUGCUGCUCAGUGACGUCCACGCAGACGAGCCUGUUCAGCACAACACCACUAUAAUAAGACACGUGGUUGAUGAGAUCAGGUUGGACGUGCGGAUCGAGGAGAGCGUCCCUGCUCCUGCAGCAGUCCAGGACUCCUUUCGUGUUGCAGUUCAUUACUUAGGGCAGGAGGUCCUCAAACGUCACAUCCAGGGCACAGAUGUCCGGAUCAUGUACUUGCCUUCCUCUCUUACUCCCCCGACACCAUCCGCCCUCAAAGGCAGGUUCCCACGCAUCCCACUGCCGGAGCCGCCCCCCACGCUUCCGGCUGGCCCGGAGCUACAGGCCCUGUUCACCCUGCUGCCCUUCAUGGAGAAAGGGGUGGUGCUGACCUCCACAGCGCAGGGAGUCUACGGCAAGAGGUUCUGCCAAGGGCGGGUCUUUUGGACGGGCCCACAUACGACCAUGCCGGGUCUGCACAAGAUGGAAAGGAACGCAGAGCCAGUGCUGCUGUUCAGCAAAGAUGUUUUCAAACAACAACUGGAGCACUACCGUUCAAACGGCGGCGAGCCCCCUCAGUGUGGCAUCACUAUGUGUUUCGGAGAAGAGCUGAGUAACAGGGAAGACCCCUCCACAAAACUCAUCAUUGUUCAGAUAACGUUGCCCUGUGCAGAGCAGGAGGUGCAGAACGCUCAGACAUUCUUACAGUCCAUCAGCUUCCUGCAGUCUCUGGCCAAUCAGUCUCCACUUGAAGAAAUAACUCUGGAGCUGGUCGCCGUGCCUUCGCCCGACCCCUGACAUGAUCACCUGUGGGACUGUCUAAGCGCUGGGCAACAGUGACUGGUGUCUGUGCAGAAGUUAAACCUUACAACAUGUGACCACUAGGGCUGAGCAAUGUGUCUACAGGUUCAUCUCUAAUUACUGUUAUUAGGCCAUAAACAAUACUUUGUCCGGAUGAGAACAACAGAUUGGAGCUGGAAUUCUUCCCAAAUGACGUCUGAUCAAAACAACAGCCUCCAGCUUCUACCCACUGCUCAGCGCUAACAGACGCAGUGGCAUAAAACAUCACUUCAAACACCUGACGUUGGCGACAGAGCCUUAAUGACUGGAAAUCAAAUAGCAAACUUAGAAAUUGGACUUUUGUAUCCAGAAAAUGGACGUUGAGCUCUUUGGUCUCAUGUACCGGAAGCACUACAUGGAAACCGAUAGCAAGUCUUUAAAAAUGUAAUGUGCAAAUCUGAAGUCAGUGGUUCCCAACACAUGGGUCGGUACCCCAACAAUCCCAGGGGUCACGAAAUGAUUUACAGAGCAUUAAAGGAGGGGGGGGGGGGGGAAGCUUAUGCUUUGCAAAAUUGUGCUAAAUGUUCAGACAUUUCUCUAAUCUUUGCUAUUUUCGAUGUAAAUUACUGGACAGUCUUUUUAAAGACUUUUCAGAAGUACUUGCCACAGCUGGUUGAAAUACAGCCAGUCAUAGAUCCUGCUUCAUUUUAAAAGGUCACAAGAUUAAAAGGUUGGGAACCAUUACUUCUAGCAACUGAUGAUAAUUAUGUUUGUACGACAGCACUAUAGAAACCUUGGCUUUUAGUUUUAACUUUUCAUAUUAUUCCAUUAUGUCCAUAGAUGUCAGACUUUGUGUAGAAUAAAUGUAAACAGGCCGUUAGUAAAGUUGUAGCUGUAAUGAAACCAGCUGAGCAGAGCAGCAGCAGCAGAGAGCACAAAUGUCCUGCAGUACCUCUGGCUGUAAUUCUACUGAAAACCAGCUCAGAUGUUUACUUUCCUGUUGACGUGGCACUGCCAAACACAGACAUAAAUACAUUUACAAAUGUGGGUUAAAGCUUGUCUUUUAAUCAAUAAAGGUUGAGCCAGAUGGUGCGGCCUGCGCUGCAUCAGGGGCUGUGACCUGUGAUCAAUGGGUUGAAGCGGUGCCCCAUCCUCGUGUGGCAAACUAAUUUACAAAUGUACGUCCACUUAAACUUUACCUGCAGAGAUGAAGUGUGAACUACUUCUUUUGAGAGUUGCACUAAAUUCUUUCACUGCUUUAAACAUGUUAAUAGUUGUAAAACAAUUUCUGCUCUAGCGUCACGGAUUAUAAGAGGUCAACAAAGGAAGAGAGACAUCUGCACUAAAUACAGUCAGCUGAAGUGCAAAAUACUGGGUUUUUGAUGUGACAGGCAGGUGUUUGUAGGACUCGGUGCUCGUUUUAAGGUGGAAGUGGGUGUUGUCAAAGCAAAUAUCCUGUUUAUAUGUGGAUCACUGUUCCUCUUUCCAACUGCACUUUGAUAUUUAUGGAAAAAGUUAGCACAAUUUAAUGAAACAUUUCCUUCUAAAUAUUACAUGAUUUUGUAGAGAUUGCUACUACUGCAAUUCAGGCAAGUGCUAUGGUCAUGUAAAUUACAAAAGGCUGUUAUGAACCAUGCUUCUGCUUUAAAAUAAUUCAAAUUCAAUUAAAUUCAAAUAAUUCAAAUUCAAUAAUAAAGGUGACAUAAGGCAACGUACAGAGAGGCACAAAGUGACAUAUUGGUGCUGCCUGAAUUUUAAGUCAUACAAACUGAAAACUUAAUGAGAUAAACUGGUGCUUUCAAGUGUUCAUUUGAGGGUCUUGUCAGUGUAUUAGGUACAUGUCACUAAGACUAAUACAACAGUUCUAUUAUAAACCCUCCUUCAUGAAGGUGAUAAUGUUCCAUUUGAGGUAUGAUCAUUUUGAAAGAUGUUUGUGCUGCUGUUGAACUGUAUUGUGUUAUAUCCACAGGUGUUUGUACGUUACUGUCUACCAUACUUAUGUCAAUGAGGCCAGGCUGAAUAACAAACGGCUCAGUACAUAAAACACUAAAAAUAAACUGCAGCACAAACUGGU
Messenger RNA from Monopterus albus (swamp eel), 3494 nucleotides. It is a transcript of the gene irf9, whose product is annotated as interferon regulatory factor 9. Gene Ontology annotation, cellular component: nucleus. The record is from RefSeq and is a predicted model, not a curated record. Gene Ontology annotation, biological process: immune system process; regulation of transcription by RNA polymerase II. The coding region runs from base 149 to 1438 and encodes 429 amino acids. NCBI's taxonomy places the organism in Eukaryota, Metazoa, Chordata, Actinopteri, Synbranchiformes, Synbranchidae. Gene Ontology annotation, molecular function: protein binding; RNA polymerase II cis-regulatory region sequence-specific DNA binding; DNA-binding transcription factor activity, RNA polymerase II-specific. The transcript is spliced from 10 exons.